Messenger RNA from Lactuca sativa (garden lettuce), 2034 nucleotides. Lineage: Eukaryota; Viridiplantae; Streptophyta; Magnoliopsida; Asterales; Asteraceae. The record is from RefSeq and is a predicted model, not a curated record.
UCCCUCCACCGCUCCUUUUUAGUUCUAGAUCCUUCCACUGCUUUGACCGCUUCAACCUUCUACAUACGUCAUCCUUUUCCUUUCCACCUCCUUCUGUAUUUCGAUUAGGCUCCUCUCGAUCUGCUCGACCUCCGCCAUCAACAUGAAACUUUGUCGUCUCCGACUUCAUCGAUCUGUUGAAAAAAUUAAUCAAUGACGAGAUGAAAGAUCUAGAUAAAGAAGAUAGAGAAGAAACACGAAGGAAAUUGGUGGUGAUGACGUUUGUCAUAGUCGGAGAAAAACGGUGAUGGAGGGGAGCUGGUGACGCUGGCGCCAAAGUUGUGUCAACAGGUACCUGCGUUCCACUCAUAUUCACCUUGAUCAGAAAUGUACAGUUGUCUUCCAUCGUAUUCUCCUUCAAACCGUUUUCCCAUAGAUUAGGGUUCGGUUUUACUUUUAGCAAACAUCUCAGGUACCGCUACCCCGUUUUCCCACUUUCAAUUUCGAUUCGUUUUUUUGUGUUUCAUAUACUUCUGCCUCCUCAAUCUCCCAGUCAGUUGUUUACACAUUUCAUUAUACCCACCAAACCUCACUGUCGAUGCCCUCCAAACAACCUGCUUUGUCGCCUUCUUGCAUAACCCAGUUCGAAACAGAGGAGAUAUUGAAGAUGGGUUCCAAUCAACCGCCGGCAACUGCUGUACUUCACCCGUAGGUUCUUCUCGGGAAGCACAUCAAUGUCGUGGAUCAACAAAUUCACUCACGUCUACCUUGCCCGUUAAGCAAAGGUAACACAUCAAUGUGGUGGAUCAACAAAUUCGAUGAAUUUGACUUUUUGUUCCCGUUGUUUCUGUUGCAUGUGGUGGUUUCAGAUAAGAUACUAUUACAUUUAGUUAUUUUUAAAUCAAAUUUAUUCUGUUUUUAACCAGAUGUGGUAAAUAAUUCAAAUUCUUGGUUUACAUUUUAAUUUAUUACUUUUUUACCAUUCAAUAUAAAAAGUAAAUUGAUUACAGGCUAUGGUGGUGUUUGUUUGUUCAUACAACUGAAAAGAAGUGAUAAUUCGUUGUUUGCAAGUUUACAGAUAUUUUUGUGCAGUUCUUUGACCAGUGUCGGUGAACAUGCUUCGGUUGGAUAUGGAAUAGGUUCUAUUUACUAAUCUUUAUUGUCAAUUUCUAAUUUCCUUAAAAUGCUAUGUGAAAUUUGAAGUAACAAAUGGGUUUGACCUAUGAGAAACCUUCUCUGAUCUACCUUCAAUCAUGAACAAAUUGACUAGGCACACAAAAGAUGUCAUGGGUUUGAUCAACUGAUUUUGACUUUUCAUUGAAUGACCAGUACGUCGCAUCGCCUUCAUUGGAUAAAAUUGUGUGGGUUUAAUGAGCUUUGCAUUCGAGUAAUAUAUGGAGUUACUUCUCAGCUUUGUAUUCAUUUUCAUCCUAUAUUCAAUUUUAGCAGGGAAAGAUUAAUAAGUAAAACAGUUGUGGAAAGUGAGGCUGGUCCAGCCAUAAUUGCAGACGCCAUGAUUCGAGGUCUCCCCAUCAUUCUAAACGAUUACAUUGCUGACCAGGAAGCUGGAAAUGUACCCUAUGUAGUGAAAAAUGGAUAUGGGAAAUUUUCAAAGUCACCAAAAGAGAUUGCAGAAAUUGUUGGUCAAUGGUUUGGUCCAAAAGCACAUGAACUCAAGACUAUGAUAGGGCUUGAUCUGAAUUUAAACUAUCACAAAUCAGUCACAAACAUCAAAUAUUAAAACACAACAUAAAUUCAAUAUGGGCACAUAUCUAUUUCUUUCUGAGAAUUUUUUUAAGAAGACUCAAAAAGGAUAGAAGAACAAGAGGAUAACAUGAGCAAAAGCAGAUGAAAAGUCAACAUACCCAUAGUGUGUAAAUGAGGCUAAUUUUCGGUGUCGUUUUCGUGUUAUGCUCUGAUUUUUUCUAUGUUUUCAAAUGAUUCCUUAUUUAAUCAUUACACUUAAAUUCUCAAUAUGUGUUUUUGUUUGUCUGUGUAGCUUUAAGAAUCCAACAUAUGUGUUUUAAAAAGAGAAUAGAUCUCAGUUUACUUCUA